This is a messenger RNA of Erythranthe guttata (spotted monkey flower), 1899 nucleotides long. RefSeq names its product endoglucanase 24. NCBI's taxonomy places the organism in Eukaryota, Viridiplantae, Streptophyta, Magnoliopsida, Lamiales, Phrymaceae. Gene Ontology annotation, molecular function: hydrolase activity, hydrolyzing O-glycosyl compounds. The record is from RefSeq and is a predicted model, not a curated record. Gene Ontology annotation, biological process: carbohydrate metabolic process.
GUAUUUACCAUUUUACCCCUCCAUGCCUAACAGUCCACUUAAAUUCCACACUACAAAAACUAGCCCACGACCAUCCAACAGAACAACACUCUCUUCGUUCAAAACCAGAGAAGAGUGAGAAAAAAGAGGGAAGGAAGAGAGAGAAAAACAUGAAACGCGCGCACUACACACACUUCUUACUACUGCUCCUAGGGUUACCGUUUCUCGCGGUGAGUUACCACGACUACUCCGACGCGUUGACCAAGUCAAUUCUGUUCUUCGAGGGGCAGCGCUCCGGCUACCUUCCGGCGGACCAGAGGAUGACGUGGCGCGGGAACUCCGGCCUCGGCGACGGUUGGACUGCUGGUACCGACCUGACCGGCGGCUACUACGACGCCGGAGACAACGUCAAGUUUCAUUUUCCGAUGGCGUUCACCACCACAAUGCUGGCGUGGAGCGUCGUGGAGUUCGGCGACUGCAUGCCGCCGCCGGAGCGGAGGAAUUCUCUGGUGGCGAUCCGGUGGGCGACCGAUUACUUGCUGAAGACCGUUUCUCAACCCAACCGCAUUUUCGUCCAGGUGGGGGAUCCGAUUGCAGACCACAACUGUUGGGAAAGGCCGGAAGAUAUGGACACUUCUAGAACAGUCUACACAGUCGAGGCACCGAAUCCGGCGUCGGAUGUCGCCGGAGAAACGGCGGCGGCUCUUGCCGCCGCGUCCAUUGCAUUCCGAUCAUCUGAUCCUGGAUAUGCUGAGACUCUGUUGAGAACUGCCACCAGAGUUUUCGAGUAUGCGGAUACUUACCGAGGUGCUUAUAGUGAUAACUCGAAUAUUAGAGAUGGUGUCUGCCCUUUUUACUGUGAUUUUGAUGGAUAUCAGGAUGAAUUGCUGUGGGGAGCAGCUUGGCUAAGGAGGGCUUCACAGGAUGAUUCUUAUCUCAAUUACUUGCAAAACAAUGGUAAAACACUUGGUGCAGAUGACAACAUUAACGAAUUCGGAUGGGAUAAUAAGCAUGCCGGUUUGAACGUGCUCGUUUCCAAGGAGGUAAUGGAGAAUAGCAAGUACUCUCUUCAAUCAUACAGAGCAUCAGCAGAUAGUUUCAUGUGCACAUUAAUACCAGAGUCCACUUCAUACCACAUAGAGUUCACUCAUGGUGGACUCAUUUACAGGCCAGGUGGAAGCAAUUUACAGCAUGCCACCACUAUCUCGUUUCUACUACUCGUUUACGCAAAUUAUUUAGAAAAAUCGUCCCAAAUUGUUAACUGCGGUGAAGUUAGCAUCAGCCCUACAAUGCUGAGGCAGAUAGCUCAAAAGCAAGUGAACUAUAUUCUCGGGGAAAAUCCAAAGGGAAUGUCGUAUAUGGUUGGAUACAGCAGUUUAUACCCUCUAAGAAUCCACCACCGCGGAUCUUCUAUUCCUUCAAUUAAAGAUCACCCGAAGGUGGUUUCUUGCAAUGAGGGUACGGUUUAUUUUAACUCGUCGAACCCUAAUCCUAAUUUGUUGAUUGGGGCAGUAGUUGGUGGCCCCGGUGAAGAUGACGCUUAUGAUGAUGAUAGAGGCGAUUUUCGAAAGUCGGAGCCUACAACUUAUAUUAAUGCUCCGUUUGUUGGUGUUCUUGCGUAUUUUGUGGCUAAUUCCAACUAACCAUCCAUGGUUAGGUUUUAACCAUUCAUUCACCAUUUACCAAGUGUAUUUGAAUUGGGAUUUAGUGAAAAUAUAUGAGAGUCUCUCAUCUUGCACAAAGCAAGGAGGAAGAGGCUUUGUAGGAUUGUAUGGCUACAAUUGCUCAAAGUUUGAUAUGAGAAGUUGUGGAUUUUAAUUUUGCAUUAUUAUAAUUAAAGAGAUUGUAAGCUUUGGUAUUAUUGAUUGGGCGAGUUAUAUGUUACACCUGGUUAUUUACACCGGGUGAAUCUGAACCAUA